Molecule: messenger RNA, 2226 nt
Organism: Miscanthus lutarioriparius
Lineage: Eukaryota; Viridiplantae; Streptophyta; Magnoliopsida; Poales; Poaceae
Source: the annotation of a GenBank genome assembly
AUGGGCUCCCGCGUCCGAGUUCUCAGUGUCACCCAUGUCCGACCCUCUGAAACCUCCAACCCUUUGACAGACAACGACGACCACGCCAUCAAGGUUUCGCUCUUGGACACCAUGUUCCUCCCCUACCAGCCGAUGCAGCGCCUCUUCUUCUACGAGGGCGACGACCUGCCGCCCGUCCCUGCCCUGCUCGGCACGCUGCAGUCCUCCCUGGCCGCCACGCUCGCCAUCUUCACCCCGCUCGCCGGCAACCUCGCGGUCUCCAAGUCGGGGGACGUCGUCAUCGACUGCUCCCCGGGCGCCGUCUCCCAGGGCGUCAGGUUCGUCGAGGCCGAGUACGCCGGCAGCACCGACGACAUGCGCCGCCUUGCCAGCGACGCCGAGCACGACGCUGAGGCGUACGCGCAGCUCGUGCCCACUGUCGUGGUCAGCGCGCUGCCGGUCCCCGCGCUGGUCGUGCAAGUGACGAGGCCCGCGGACACGGACGACGGAGGCGGGAUCGGAGCCGUGGUGGUCGGCGUGUCCAUGUGCCAUGGAGUGGGUGACGGGCAGGCGCUGUGGGAGUUCAUCCGAGCGUGGGCUGCCGCGGCGCGGGGCGGUUCGCCGGCCUUGCCGGCGUUCCUGCCGCCGGUGUUCGACCGCGCGGUGAUCAACCGCCAUCCCAAGGCAGAGGCCGUGUCGCGCAUGUUGCUGCGAAUCUUCGCGCCGGCAUUGCCGAUGGAGUGGGCGAAUGGAAAAAGGGUUGUCGAUGAUCAAGAUGGCGACGAUGAGGGAAAUGAAGAAAGGGUAGAUGAUAAUGUCCAUGAGUUUAAGUGGCAUGGGGGUGAUGCGGUGGCAGAGGCUAGUCAAAGGCAUGAACAAGUGAUUGGGGAAACACAAGCAUUGCCCAUCAUGAUGAAGUCAUUACAUGGUCGUACCCAUCAGCCAUUGACUAUGUCGGGCAUAAUGAUUCCACCAUUGGCAUCGAAGGAGAGGAGCUUAGGUAAAUGGUUUGUUGCCAACAAGGCUGUGGAUGGUGAUGAGGUUCAGAAGUGGAGGGCCACUAGAGUGAAUCAACCACACACCUGUGGUAUCUUAAGGCCGUCCCAAGAACACUCUCACGACAAGGCACAUUGGUUGCUAGAUAAAUGGUUCGUCGAGGCCGAGUACGCCGGCAGCAUCGACGACAUGCGCCGUCUCGCCGUCGGCGACGAGCACCACACGGAGGCGCUGGUGCUGCUCGGGCCGGAGCUGAACGCGGGGUGCCUGCCGGCCCAGGUGCUCGCCGUGCAGGUCACGAGGCCCGCCAUCGGAGCUGGGCGCGCCGGCGUGGUGAUCGGGGUGUCCAUCCACCACGCCGUCGCCGACGGCCACUCCGUGUGGCAGUUUAUGAGGGCGUGGUCCGCUGCGUCUCGUGAGCCCGCGUUGGACUCAGACCUGGUGCCGCCACCGCCGCCGACAUGGGAUCGGACGGCGAUCCCGUACCCCAAACCCGGGGAAGUGGCUCGCAAGUUCUUGCGCACCGUUGCGCCGGCGCUGCCUGUGGCAAGAUCGCCGUCCUUGUACACGCCACUGGACCAGCGGAGGAGAAGCUUCCUGCUCCGCGCCGACGACAUCAGGUCGCUGAAGCAGAGCAUACUGACACAAAGCCAGGCCAUCGGCGGACACCUGGGCACAUUCCCAAGCACCUACGUCGCGGUGUCGUCGCUGGUGUGGACGUCCAUCGUCCGCGCAAAGUCCCUAGACGACCCCGCCGGCGGCGACGCCUACUUCCUGGUGGCAGUGGACCUCCGGCGCCGCCUCGGCCCGGCGCCGGCGGUCGACGAGCGCUACUUCGGGAACUGCGUGGCGCCGUGCUACGCGAGGGCCGCCGUGCGCCACCUGCGCGAUGGCGGCGCCGGGCUGGGACACGCCGCGGCGGCUAUCAGCGACGCGGUCCGCGCGCAGCUCAAGGACCCGCUGGGCGGCGCGGAGCUCUGGCUCGAGGACUUCCUCGCGUUGCCCAAGGAGAGGCUCACGUUCACGGGGUCGUCGAACAGGUUCAUGGCGUACGAGACGGACUUCGGGUGGGGCGCGCCGAGCCGGGUGGAGCUCGUGUCGCUCUUCACCAGGGAGCUGGUGCUGCUGCUGGGGGCGGAGGACGGCGGUGUGCAGGUCACCGUGUCGCUGGACCAUGCACACAUGGAGGGCUUCGCAGCCAACUUCAUGCAGGUGUCACGACGAGGGGACGCAGCCAAAAAUUUGGAGUAA